Carya illinoinensis is the source of this 3854-nucleotide messenger RNA. Its product is annotated as nuclear intron maturase 4, mitochondrial. The transcript is spliced from 4 exons. The record is from RefSeq and is a predicted model, not a curated record. Gene Ontology annotation, biological process: mRNA processing. Bases 489 to 2912 code for a protein of 807 amino acids. Lineage: Eukaryota; Viridiplantae; Streptophyta; Magnoliopsida; Fagales; Juglandaceae.
AUGCACGUUGGACCACGACUACGCCGCCGCUCCCCAAAGCGACUGUAAAUGGCAUUUUCCUUUCCCUCCAUAUCUUCCGGUAUGAAGAUGAAAUUCUGUCGGCCACCAUUGCCAUAUUCCACCAGCGCAGUAUAUCUACCCCGGAGCAUUGGAGCAUUUCUGGGCAAGAUAACUUCUGUUACCGUCCCGAGAGGUUGCAAAGAACUCCAUUUUAACCCCGGUCAAACAUGCCCCAAGGGCUAUAAUGAACCAGUUCACCGUGGGCAUCUCCAGGACUAGUGCUUUUGUAACCUUCCAACUCUCUCGGUUAUGCGAAUCCAUCGGCUACCUUCCUCAAGAAUCAGUUUCAAGACAACCAUAAUAAUCUCGUAGUUAAACGCCAGAGAUAAUCAUCAACGAGAGUGUACGGAGAGAAAAAAAACCCCCUUAACUAUGGUAUGCAAAUUCUACUCUAUGAGAAUUGAAGUACUCUGCCGGUAGAAAGAACAAUGCGGCUUGUGGGGUUGCCAAGCGUUUACAAAGCAAACUUGCUGAAAUGUGCCAUACGACCAAGUGCGAACCUUACUCAGAUUAUUUCGUCGUUUUUUAUCAAUAUAGGUGAAUCUUCUAAAACAUCGCAACCUUUCAGAGAUUAUUCUUCUGCUACAGCAGUUAAUGAUGACUCUAAUAAGGGUGCUGGAAAGAUGACAUUGGCAAUGAACCUAGCAUGUGUUGUUGAAGAAUCUUCUUGUGUUGAUAAGAGAAAACCCAAGAGUCGAAUGGAGCUUAAGCGGCAUUGUGAACUCCGCAUAAAGAAGAGGGUGAAGGAGCAAUACAUGGAUGGGAAAUUUCAAGAUCUGAUGACAAAAGUGAUUGCCAAUCCAGACACUCUUCAGGAUGCUUACAAUUGUAUAAGGCUAAAUUCAAAUGUAGAUAUAUCAAGCAAUAAUGAUAGAUUCGAUUUUUCAUCCAUGGCUGAAGAGCUUUGUAGUGGGAGUUUUGAUGUCAAGGUCAAUACCUUCUCUAUCUCUACGAAGGGUGCAAAUAAAGAAACCCUUGUUCUUCCCACUGUAAGGUUGAAGAUUGUCCAGGAAGCCAUCAGAAUUAUUCUCGAAGUUAUCUACAAGCCCUACUUUUCUAAGAUUUCUCAUGGCUGUCGAAGUGGGAGGGGACACUCAUCAGCACUGAAGUACAUCCGUAAAGAGAUCUCUAAUCCUGAUUGGUGGUUUACAGUACACAUAAAUAAAAAACUGGAUACUUGCGUCCUUGCUAAGCUUGUAUCUAUAAUGGAGGGCAAGAUACAAGAUCCCAGCUUGUAUGCUAUCAUUCAUAGCAUGUUUGAUGCCCAAGUACUCAAUUUGGAAUUUGGGGGUUUUCCAAAAGGCCACGGAUUGCCGCAAGAGGGAGUGUUGACUGCUAUACUAAUAAAUAUAUAUCUUGACCUUUUUGACCGUGAAUUUUACAGAUUGUCAAUGAAAUAUGAAGCUUUGGAUCCCUCUUUUCAUACCGAUCAUGAUGGCUCCUAUUCCAUGCUGCGUGGUUGGUUUAGGAGACAGCUGAAAGACAAUGAUCUUAACUGCAAAAGUGAAAAUAACGUUGGUAUAAGAGUUCAUUCUUGUCGCUUCAUGGAUGAGAUAUUUUUUGCAAUCUCUGGUUCUGAAGAAGUUGCUCUUAGUUUUAAGUCUGAGAUUCUAAACUACUUGCGGAAUUCUUUGCACUUGGACAUUGACAAUCAAACAGAGGUAUCGCCAUGUGAGGGACCUCAGGAGAUACGGUUUCUGGGAUAUUUGGUUAGAAGAAGUAUAAAAGAAAGUCCUGCUGUAAAAGCAGUUCACAAGUUAAAAGAAAAGGUUGAGUUGUUUGCUCUACAAAAACAAGAGGCAUGGAAUGCUGGGACCAUAAGAAUUGGGAAGAAAUGGCUGGGCCAUGGUUUGAAGAAGGUUAAAGAGUCUGAAAUCAAGCAUUUAGCUGAUAGUAAUUCUGUUUUGAGCCAAAUUUCCCAUCUCCGUAAGGCUGGGAUGGAAACUGAUCAUUGGUACAAGCACCUACUAAAGAUAUGGAUGCAAGAUGUUAAAGCCAAAGCUGCAAAGAGUGAGGAAAUUAUCCUUUCUAAGUAUGUUGCAGAACCAUCCCUUCCCCAAGAACUGAAGGACUCCUUUUAUGAAUUUCAGAGGUGCGCAGAAGAAUAUGUUUCUGCUGAGACAGCUUCUAUCCUUGCUCUUAUGCCGAAUUAUAGCUUCUCAUGUGACCCUGAAACAACCACUGAAAUUAUUGCUCCUGUUAAUGCCAUAAAGAAGAGGCUUUUACGAUAUGGACUAGCCACAAAUGAAGGGUACCCCCGUACAACUACUCUGCUUAUUUUACAAGAUGACAUCCAAAUAAUUGACUGGUUUUCUGGUGUUGUCCGCCGUUGGCUUAGAUGGUGGAGUGAGUGUGAUAAUGUUAAUGAAGUAAAGCUCUUAAUUUCUGAUCAACUUAGGAAAUCUUGCAUUCGUACAUUAGCAGCCAAGUACCGGAUGCAUGAAAAUGAGAUAGAAAAACGGUUUGAUUUAGAAUUGAGCAGGAUUCCGUCUACCCAAGAAGGCGAGCAGGAGAUGGCAUAUGAGAAAUCAAAUAACCAAGCUUUUGAUAAUGAUGAGGCUUUAAUGUAUGGGAUAUCUUAUAGUGGCUUGUGUUUACUUUCUCUAGCAAGAAUGGUGACUGAGUCACGGCCCUGCAAUUGUUUUGUCAUGGGGUGCCCUUCUCCAGCACCAAGUGUUUAUACUCUUCAUGUGAUGGAGAGGCAGAAGUUCCCAGGCUGGAAGACAGGGUUCUCAAGUUGUAUUCAUCCUAGCUUGAAUAGAAGGCGGAUUGGGUUGUGUAAACAACAUUUAAAAGACUUAUAUCUCGGUAAUAUAUCACUUCAGUCCAUCGAUUUCGGUGCCUGGAAGUGAAAACUCAGUGAAUUCAAAGAAUUGUGCAGCUGCAGUAUAUCUGGACUGUUGACCACUCAUUGAUGUAGAAACCAUAAAAGAGGAUUCGAGGUGCCAAGGACUCUGUUGGUGUACCAGUUUCCAAUUGUCGGCAGGGGAAGAUCAAAUGUUUGGUAUGCUACCGGAAGAAAAUGUGGAAAACUUCCAAAUCUAAGUCACCUUCUCAGGCAUGUUAACAUAUUGGCAAUGCAAAGCAAAUGAAAGCAUGAUAUUCAUGUGAAACCCAUCAAUCGCAUACGCGCUUGAUAUUCUUAUGACUCCUCACUACCACUCUUUUUGGAAUCAAGUUUCAGAGCAGAUGGCACACAUUUUUGCUCCAUUAUCUAUUUGGGAUGGGCUAACAAAGCACAAGCGAGAACAAGGCAAUCCUGCCAAGCCCGGUGUUAAUGACUUUGAGCUUUUCAAGAGUACAUGCAAACUUUUGGAUGGGUAUCACAGGGAGGGCAAUGCCAAGAGGAUAAGUUCCUAUUGUCAUGUUUGUUCUUUCCCAUGCAAAAUUAAAGAAACGAGUGUCCAAGUUGAAGUGCAGUGGAAGUAUGUAUGAGCAGAAGCUACGACCAUGACCUUUGUAUGGUGAGGGAUAACUUUAUUGUCUAUCUUUAGCUCAACAAGGAACGGGGUGAGCAAGACACCUCUACCGUUGUCUGGAGCACAAUCAUACAUACAAGGAAUACAGUGUGGAAAAUAAUCUAACUUGUGAUAUUGUCUCUCUCCAUAUAGAGGAUAUCAAAAGCAAUUGUCUUUGAUUUAUCUGUAAUGCUUCGAGUGUAUAACUAUAGUUAGUACUACUAUUUGUAAAUGCUUCUUGAGAAGGAUAAAAUUAUUUUAUGAUAUUGGUCCGUAGAAGGAAAUACUUAAUUUUCAAAGAAAUUGAAUGAUGUAAAUUAGAAUGAUUCGAAGUGA